AUGGACGAUCUCAUCAGCCUCGACUGGUCGUCCAGCCCUUCCUCAUCCUCCACAAAGCCUGCUCCACCUCCUCUCUCUGCUCCGCCAAGACCGACACCCAGCUCGUUUGACUUCCUCGCCCAACCCAAAGCCCAAGGUAAUGGUGUAAACUAUCACUCGAGUACCCCUUCUACGCCUAAUCUACCACCGGCACUUCAAUCUCGUCUUCAGCCUCAGGCAAGUGGAUCUCGUCAGACGAAAUCUGGUAGUGCUACACCGGCUUCGGCAGUUUCUGCAAGCGCGCACGACGCGUUCAGCUCACUCUUGUCUUUGAACGGUUCCCAGAGUACGGAAAACAAAAGCUUGAGUCUAGCUCAGAGACAAGCGCAAGGUGCGACUGAACGUCAAAGGCAAGCAGAUUAUGAACGAGCUCAAUUCGAGGCCAAUUCCUCCUUCUGGGAUAAUCUGGGGAACAAGCCUCAAUCCAGUGUGCCCCUUCAACCCACGCCUUCGGGACCCGUCACGAGACCGCCUUCAGCAGCUCCGAAUCUUCUCGCUCCGUCAUGGGAUGAUGAUCUGUUAGGUGGUGGCGCUUCGUCGAGUUCCACUACCUCGGUCAGGAAACUUUCACCGCAGGCAGUGAACGAUCCGUUCGACUUUGACGCUCUAGCAGCUAGAACGUCACAGCUUAAAGUUGAUAAAAUCUCGUCGGGUAUGCGCACACCUGAAUCCGACUUUGAUUUUGGCGAGAACCGUCAGUCUGAGUCUGAUGAAGAGGAAGACGUGCUCGGUGAUCUCUCACGUCCAGUCAGGCCGCUCAGUGAGGCCGUCGAACGGAGCCCUCCGCCUAGACAGCGAGCGCCUGCGCAGAGGUCGAGAUCUCCACCGCCCCAUGUACUGGGUCAGCUGGUUCAGAUGGGAUUCUCUGUCGACAAGGCGCGAGCUGCGCUUGCAAGUACGCCCAGCGGUGUCGACGUGGAGGCUGCUAUUGAGUCUCUGGUGGCUCAACAACCGAGGCGUUCUCCGGAGGACCGUGAGGACGAUAUGAGACGUCAGGAGGAAGAGGAGAGGCGCCGGAGGCGGCGAGCUGGACCUUCGAGAGACUCUGUCAAAGCGAGGACUAAGGAGGAGAUUGGUCGUGCAUCCGCUCCGACCGUGGACUCGGCAGACAAGUUCAUCGCACAAGCAUCGGAGAUUGGACAAUCUAUGCUUGGGAAAGCAACCCUUCUGUGGAAUACUGGAAAAGAGAAGGCCCUGAAGGCGUACGAAGAGCAGAGACGAGCCAUGGACACUGAUCGGCCUCGCGAGCCUCGGAAAGAUGGGAGACCAAGGUGGAUGGUGGAUGCCGAAACGGUCGAUCGACAAGAGGAUGUCCGUCCAGGCUUCAAGGAUGACAGUGAUCCGGAGGACCAUGUAGUACCUGUGCGCCGCACGACUGGGCAGUCACGGCCUGCCCCCUCACCUCCCGGGCCUUCACGCCCACCUCCGGUACAUCGAAACGAGCCCCGCCGGAAUCUACUCGACGUCGAUGAUCAGCCCUCAUCAAGAGCGCCGCCGAUCAGAGCUCAGCGAACGCCGCCUCCACGCUCGACUCCCCCACCACGUCCGUCAACUCCUCUCAUCAAACGCAAACUCAUCGAUGCCACUCCCGCCCAGAGUCAAGCGGCCCAGAACCACAAAGCGACCGGUAAUGAACACUUCAAGCUCGGUAGAUUCCCGGAAGCCGAAGCGGCCUACUCCAGAGCAAUAACAUCACUUCCGGAAGGGCAUCUCCUCCUUGUCCCAUUAUACAAUAACAGAGCGGCCGCGCGACUCAAAGCAGGUGAUAGCGCCAACGCCAUCCAGGAUGCGACAGUUGUCGUAAACCUGAUCGGUCUUUCGUAUCAUCCGGCCAAGGAGGAGCCGUUACCGCUUAGUCUGGCGAACGACGUCAAGCUCAGUGACGCCCUCGUCAAGGCAAUUAUCAAACGUGCUCAAGCCGCUGAGAUGGCCGAAAAGUGGUCGCUGGCUGCGGAAGAUUGGGAGCGAAUCGUAAGCAUGGAUUCUACAAUGCUGGGAUCCGGUUCGGCUUCUACACGAAAUCUGGCUGUAGAGGGUGGCAGACGCUGCCGCAAGAUGAUAUCCACUCCAGCUCCCGCAAAGCCAGCUGCAGUCAGUCAGGCGACUCGACCGAGGCCGCCUGCGUCGAGAUCAGCAGACUUGAACAAGUCGGAAGCGGUGGCUGAAUUGCGUAAAGCAGCAGCAGCAAACGAAGCUGAAGAAGCGCAACGGCUAGCCAUCAAGGACAAGGUAGAUGCGCGGGUGCAGGCGUGGAAGUCAGGCAAGGAGGAAAACUUACGUGCUCUGAUCGCGAGUCUGGAUACUGUGCUGUGGGACGACAUCCUCGCUGGCGGUCUCAAAGUCGGUAUGCACGAAUUGAUACAGGACAAGCAAGUCAAGAUCAAGUACAUGAAAGUCAUCGCCCGGCUUCAUCCUGACAAGUUGAAUGUGAGCAAUACGACCGUGGAGCAAAGGAUGUUGGCGAGUGCAGUGUUCGGCAUCCUCAGCGACGCAUGGCAGUCUUUCAGCAAGGCAUGA
Kockovaella imperatae is the source of this 2556-nucleotide messenger RNA. RefSeq lists its product as hypothetical. NCBI's taxonomy places the organism in Eukaryota, Fungi, Basidiomycota, Tremellomycetes, Tremellales, Cuniculitremaceae. The record is from RefSeq and is a predicted model, not a curated record. The transcript is spliced from 4 exons. Gene Ontology annotation, cellular component: vesicle; cytoplasm; intracellular membrane-bounded organelle. Gene Ontology annotation, molecular function: clathrin binding. The coding region runs from base 1 to 2556 and encodes 851 amino acids. Gene Ontology annotation, biological process: clathrin-dependent endocytosis; clathrin coat disassembly.